GAAGUUGGUGAGGCACGGGUGGUCACGUGAAGUCGCAUCAAACGACCUUUCCCCUUUCGAUCACCAACGCGUCCAACCAGCCCCGGCGCAUCUCUUCAACGUCGACUGCCCUUCACAUCCCACCUCCGACCUCCCACGAGGCCCUCACUUCCACUCCUCAUGUCAUGUCUUCGCACAGCCCUGAAACGCUUCGAGUCCACUACUUCUGCGCGUCAUGACCACUUCCUUGCACAAUCCGGCGCGUCUCUCACGGCUUCCCGCUUCCCAAAACACCGCUCCUGUCGCCGAGUUCCGCUGCCUGUUCACUCAUGAUAUCCGCCGCAAGCAAAAACGCUGGCAAGAUGGCUACCUCAAGUUCCAUUCCUUCAACAGCCGCGUUAUGCUAUACGACACCAGCCGCAAUUACGUUGGAGACACAUACUGGAAGGACGCCAACUCCCCGCAAGAAGGAGAUGAAUUGACCCUGGACAAGGGCGUCAUGGUCGAGGUGGCAGAUGCGGUUGGAGUCUCGCAGACGGACCUCACGCCCUUGUUCGAGAAAAGCAGCAAGCCUCCUCAUGGCGAACCUGCACCAGCCACCCGAAAACCGCAGGGCAGCAACCCACCAAAUACUUCCUCCCACUUGCGGCACAAGUCCCUGAGCACGCUGCUGGGAAACCCCAGGGGACCCAUAGGAAAGGCCACACCCAUAAAGUCACCUUACGAGAUUCGAAGAGAGCGGAAGAAAGAGAAUGAGUCGGCUGGGAACAGAACUGCAAAGAGACAAAAGACGACACACAAUCCUGUGCGCCUGCAAACAGGGUCGUCGAGUCCAAUAGUCAAUUUGACUUCGAACACCAAGAACCAUUCGGUAUAUCCACCACGGGCAUUGAACCAAACGUCGUCAGCGGCGGGCGGAGCGGUCCCUAGGGGAUCAACUCCGAUCGUUCUAGACUCCACCUCCUCCGACGUUCCCUUCUCCAGUCCGGAUAUCAAGCCGCAUGCUGCUGAUAUACAAACGUUGCCAAAUACUUCAGUUCCUCCGCAGUCGCUGAUGCGUAACGGAGUAUCAACUGAGAAGACGCCGAGGAUCCCCAAGGGACGGAUACGCCUCCCUCAUGCAAGACCAGUGGAGACGCCUCAACCCCCUCUACGAUCAUCAUCUCCGCCAGUCAGUGCCUCGAACCGUGUGUCCAAUGUUGAUUUUGCUCUCCAACCCAUCAAGAAGCGUCAGAAGGAUCCUUCCCCCAAAAGUUCGCCGCAGCGCGAUCCUCGUGCAAAGUCUCUGCGUCUAUCCAGAGGGGUAAAGCGCAGGAUGCUGCUUUGUGAAUUAUCACCACCAUCUAAUAGAGCUCCUCCAAAGCCUAUAGAAACCAUACACUCGAAGGCGAAGGGUGCAAAACCGUCUGACGGGAAGCAAACGGGAUACAGACCUAAGGUGCUAGGAAUUUCGGAGACGAACGUCGAAGCUGCCCAUGCGUCUUCAGAUGAUGACGAACUCAUGCCAACGAACGCUACCCUGUGUCGCAUAUCGUUGGGCUCACCCCAUCAGGAUGAUCAGUCUUUCGACAAAAGGGAAAAAAGCGCGAGUAGAAAGCACGAAUCGGUGGGAGAAAGCAGCCCUUCGUUAUUAUCAUUAUCACCUGCUUUCGAAGAUAUCGACGUCGUUCGAGGAUUGAUGGAGCAGAAAAUGCUACCCAAGGUAUCUCCGAAGCGCCAGCAUUCAGCGAGGGUGAAAUCCCUGCCCGGACCAUCUCCACGGCUAGAAGAGCGAAAUAAGGUCGACGAAGAGGGACCCAACGAGUACGUUUCUCAGAAACUUGCCAACCGACGCACUGCGCGUUCGGCAUCGAAACCCAAGAGAUCCCAAGCCAAACCAGAAACCCCUUGCCGUCCCACAGCAAAUACUUUGGAAUCUGGACCGCAGGAUCCUGGUCAAGUCCGGGAGACCAUCACAAUACCUGAUGAUUCUCCUACAUCGGAACCGUCUCCCCCACCAUCCUCAUUGGAGCAGCCCUCUACCGCUCAAGUACCUAGAGCGGCCCCAGCAGCUCAAACCCGACCUUCUCACUCGCCCACAAAGUCAAAGCCAGCAGCUCCCUUUUCCACAGGGGGGAUCCGAACGAAACAUAAGAAGAAGGAUGGAAACGCGGUUCCCAAUAGACGCAAGGCAAAAAUCGACGCGAAGCGGCCGCAGCGGGAUCAAGAACGACCUACCCCUCUUCACAGGGAAAGCGAUAGUCCAACAGAUCCGCUCUUCGCUGGUGGCAAGAUCGCAACUGGUCCCAUGAAUCCAGGGGCGCAGGCAAAUUCCUCCUGUACAACAGGUCAGAUGGAAGAGGGAAACGCAGCCGGAAACAUCAUCAACCCUAUAGGUUCAAGAUCUGUGGCUAUCGGAAAAUCUCCACUUCGCCGUGUCAAAAGCGCCAACAAUGCGAACAUGCCAGAUACGCGACCAAAUCCACCGAUUCGUAGCACGAGUGAGGACUGGGAGCGCAGAAACAUGGCGAUGCCGCCGCCGCCGCUGCUGCCAGGUGAAGGUUCAGCCGUCGUAGAGAAGCAAGAUGUACCCCAGCAGCAAACGUGUAAGCCGGAAAAAUCGGGCCUGGCAGCAUUGAUUAAGAGAACGGACCCCAGACGUAAGCUCCUGCGGACCACGGGUCUGGAUGUUGAUACUGCCGUAGGUGGCGAGGGAUCGGUCGCGGAUAUGGAGUUACCGAGUCCCGUCGUAGAUAAUGAUGUUGGUCCCUGGAGCACAGAGGCGUUUGACCUGCUAGGCUGGAAGCCGGAGGGAAGGUAGGAUCCAAGAACAGUGGCAAAGAGGGCGCUCUAGAGUUCAUGGCCGAUGUGGGUGGGGCCUUGGAAGACGCAUGAAGAUCGCUGGCGACUACAAGCGUCGCCAUCCGCACUGUUGA
Westerdykella ornata is the source of this 2894-nucleotide messenger RNA. RefSeq lists its product as uncharacterized. Bases 215 to 2779 code for a protein of 854 amino acids. The transcript has a single exon. Gene Ontology annotation, biological process: double-strand break repair. NCBI's taxonomy places the organism in Eukaryota, Fungi, Ascomycota, Dothideomycetes, Pleosporales, Sporormiaceae. The record is from RefSeq and is a predicted model, not a curated record. Gene Ontology annotation, cellular component: site of double-strand break; nucleus.